CUCACCCAUCUCGAUCUACAAUAUGCUGCAAUAAUGUUAGCAAUGGAUUGCAAGGUUUCCAUGCCUUCAUCCUCCCCUACCAAGUGGUGGUCGAAGGAAACGGUGGCGGUCGUCACCGGAGCGAACAAAGGGAUCGGUUUUGCACUCGUCAAAAGGCUCGCCGAGCUUGGGCUUACGGUAGUCCUCACUUCAAGAGAUGUUACUAGAGGGAAGGCGGCCAUUGAGUCCCUCAGAGCUCAAGGACUUGAUAUUGAGUUCUGCCGGUUAGAUGUGGGUGACUCUUCCUCGAUCAUAGCCUUCGCAUCUUGGCUGCAGCAAAGAUUCGGAGGAUUGGACAUUCUUGUUAACAAUGCUGGUGUGUCCUUCAAUGAGAUUGAUAGCAACUCAGUUGAACAUGCCGAAACCGUGAUUCGAACCAACUUCUAUGGACCCAAGCUGCUGAUCGAAGCACUCCUGCCCUUGUUUCGACGGUCUUCUGCCAGGAGCCGGAUCCUGAACAUUAGCUCGCAACUCGGCCUUCUAAAUAAGGUGAGAAACCCUGCUUUAAAGGAGCUACUUCGAGACGAGGAUAAGUUAUCCGAGGAGAAGAUCGAGCACAUGGUGUCACAAUUUCUGGACCACGUAAAGAAAGGAACAUGGCAAGAGCAUGGCUGGCCAAAGGUGUGGACCGACUAUGCUGUCUCCAAGCUUGCACUGAACGCCUACUCCAGGUUGUUAGCUAAGAAACAAGAGGGUCAUGGCUUGAGUGUGAAUUGCUUCUGCCCGGGCUUCACGAGAACUGCAAUGACUCGUGGCCGGGGAAGCCGGACGCCGGAGGAGGCAGCCGAUGCUGCGGCCAGGCUAGCUUUGCUACCUCCU
Messenger RNA from Elaeis guineensis (African oil palm), 858 nucleotides. RefSeq names its product (+)-neomenthol dehydrogenase. NCBI's taxonomy places the organism in Eukaryota, Viridiplantae, Streptophyta, Magnoliopsida, Arecales, Arecaceae. Gene Ontology annotation, cellular component: membrane. The record is from RefSeq and is a predicted model, not a curated record. Gene Ontology annotation, molecular function: oxidoreductase activity, acting on the CH-OH group of donors, NAD or NADP as acceptor.